AUGCCUCUGGAUCCUCGGCUUGAGGGCCUCUUUCGACGCCAGGUCAGCGCUGCCGCUGUUAAAGACCAGAGACGGAAACACGAGGACGAGACUAAGAAGCGUGCUAUUGUUUCUGCUUCCAACUAUGGAGAGUUCAAAGCCCUCGUAGACGGCUGUCACCUGAGGCCUCUUGCUAGAGACGACUUCAGCAAACAGGCAGAGAGGCAGCUCAACCCGCAUGCUGCUAGAGUGACUACUCUUGACUUAGCACCUGGAGCUUCCGAUCCAGACAGCAGCAACAGCAAAGCCACUGAUGAGAAUGCACAGAUACGCAAUCAAGCGCAACUAAGCAGACAGUGGCAGGCGCGCGACAAGGACCCAGAUGGACAGUGCAGUUGGCUGCUUGAGCAGCCACAGGAAGGGCUGCAACGCAUCUUUUCCGUCGACAUCGACCCUCAGCUCCUGCUGCAGCUUCUAAAGGCCCUUGCUUCUCACCUCUCCACCCUUGCAGCAUCUCGUUGCAACAGCUGCUGCUGUUGCUGCCAAACCCGCCAGGCAGCACCACCAGCGAAAACUGAAGCAAAGGCUCCUAAUGGAGUGGACGCUUCCGCUUUUUGUUGCAGAAUUGCAUAUCGCGUUUAUCUGACUGCAGGUUUUCUCACUUUCUUGUCUCAGCUGAAUGCAACAGCUAAGGGGGCCAGGCUACUCCUGCAGCAGGAGCUGCAACAAGUGACCUCAUCGUUUGAACAAUCUCUUGCCGCUCUCCACUCACCAGUGGUUCCUCCCACGGCUGCUAAAGCACCAAAUGCAGCGGUAGACGACUCCACCGAAACAGUGGCAAGUGAAAAGUGUGCUUGCUGCUGCGGCCGCCAACUGGCGGAAACGAAAGAAGAUACGACAGCGAAUGCAGCAACUGGUGAGGCAGCAGGUAGCUCCAACCAGGGAAGUACCACAGUUGCAGAGUGCUGUCAGACCCAGCAGGCUGUGAAAGCACUGCUGCAAACACUGGGGGCCCCAGAGCUGCGUCGGUGA
This is a messenger RNA of Eimeria necatrix, 1011 nucleotides long. RefSeq lists its product as hypothetical. The record is from RefSeq and is a predicted model, not a curated record. Lineage: Eukaryota; Apicomplexa; Conoidasida; Eucoccidiorida; Eimeriidae. Bases 1 to 1011 code for a protein of 336 amino acids. Gene Ontology annotation, biological process: determination of left/right symmetry; epithelial cilium movement involved in extracellular fluid movement; inner dynein arm assembly. The transcript has 2 exons. Gene Ontology annotation, cellular component: outer dynein arm.